Parnassius apollo (apollo) is the source of this 921-nucleotide messenger RNA. The record is from the annotation of a GenBank genome assembly. Lineage: Eukaryota; Metazoa; Arthropoda; Insecta; Lepidoptera; Papilionidae.
AUGACCCUAUCGGACAUAAUGUCGUAUGUUGGUGGUAUGGUGAGUGGUGCCGGAAACGCAGAGCUCAACACAGCGUGGGCCGCUUGGGUGAUGACGAUGCUGUAUUCGCGUUUCGUCGCACUAUUCUUCAUUAACCUGCUGCUGCUCGUGUUGGUGGUGAUCGAUGGCAACCUUCAGAGUAGCAAGGCUGAAGUGCAAGUGGAAGCCCCAGUAGAAGCUCCAGUGGAAGCCCCAGCUUCCAUUCCAUCCCCUCCUACACCUCCAGUCAUGCCUCCGUUAUCUACGAGCUCGAUGCGAGACGAAGAGGCUAGUUUGCCUAUCGAAGAACCGAGUAGGAUACCGCGAGCCGGACUCAGUCAUACCUUCCGUAGAAUGAAGACACUUCUCUUCAAUCGCCAAGCUACACCCACGCCGCGUCGCUCAUCCGUGCCUGAAUCUUCAGAGCCUUCGCCUGAAAGAUCCCCUCAAGCCGCGGACGACAAGAAGAGGACAGUGAAUUUCCCGGAGAAUCUUCUUUCCCUACCGCAAAGGUUGGAGAACUUGAUAGCGGAACAACAGCGAAGGCUGGACCGGUCGGUGAUUGACACAUCUGGGCGGAACGUUCCACGUACCUCGCAGUCCCUACCGCAGCUCUCCACAGAAAAUGAGGAGGACAACGUAACGUCUGAAAUGAACCGCGGACGGCGCGGUACCGCGGCUGAACUACAGGGCCAAAUGCCUUGGGCUUACAUCCCCGCAUCAGCCCAUCGCAUGCGAGACCAAUUGCCGCCUGAUGAAGACUUACCACCCGUCCCGCUGCCUGAUUACACCGCCAUACCCUCAUUUAGGAAAACUUCCGUUCAUCGAGCUGCUUCGAGUCUAAGUUCUUUGACGCAGAAAAGGGAAUACCUCGCAAUGCAGGCGGCGCGUCGUAAGUGUUAG